UCAUUUUUUAGACUCCAAGCCAGGAUGAUGUACCUUCAUCACAUCUCUCUUAUUCUGGUACACAGCGGUCUUCAGAUUAUUUUGAGUCAAAUUGUAAGAACUGCAAGUUUGCUAGACUAUGAAGAGAAGGAUGCUGUAGAAGCUUUGGUUGAUAAUAUUGGAAGUCAAAGAAUUGUACAUCCACUACGACUAUUUGUCAGACAAUCACCAAUCUCAAAAGAAGGAAUCAGUGAAAUUUCUUACUUCAGUAAUGCUGAAAGCUUCUGGGAUUGGUUAUCCAACGUAACAGAUGUUCAAGAAUCUGUGGUACGAACUAAACGUAGACCUAUAGUUAAGACAGGAAAAUUCAAGAAAAUGUUUGGAUGGGGUGAUUUUCAUUCUAACAUUAAAACCCUUAAACUCAAUCUUCUUAUUACUGGCAAAAUUGUUGACCAUGGUAAUGGAACAUUCAGUGUAUACUUCAGACACAACUCAACAGGUCUUGGAAACGUUUCAGUAAGCCUGGUACCACCAUCUAAAAUUGUGGAAUUUGAAAUUGCUCAACAGUCAACUUUGGAAACCAAGGAAUCAAAGUCCUUCAACUGUCGAAUUGAAUAUGAAAAAACAGACCGUGCUAAAAAGACUGCGUUGUGUAAUUUUGAUCCUUUAAAAGUCUGCUACCAAGAACAAACUCAAAGCCAUGUUUCAUGGCUCUGUUCUAAGCCGUUUAAGGUCAUAUGCAUUUACAUUGCAUUUUACAGUGUAGAUUACAAACUUGUUCAGAAAGUCUGCCCUGAUUAUAACUACCACAGUGAGACUCCAUAUUUUUCUUCUGGUUGAUAAUAAGACAACGAAAUUGUAUAAUACUCAAACAGAUAAACAGUACUGUGAAAUUAAUUUCUUCACUAGGACAGCUAAACAGUAUUUUGAAAGACAUACUUUCCAAUUAAUAUAUGGAAUACCAUAAUUCUGAGCUAUCAGUCUUUCAAAGGCGCAUCCAAAUUGGACAGCUUGCUUUGUUUUUGAUGCAUACAUUGUCUGUUACUGCUCUGAAAUUCAUGAAAUACAUGCAAGUAUUACUCAGCAAUAUAUGUAUCUAAUUAUUUGCAUAUCCAUAUAAAUAUAUGCAGGAGACAGAAUGACAGACAAAUAAAAACACGUGUAUUUUGUGUGCAUGUCCAUACUUGCAUGUAUGCACAUGCAGAUGAAGAAAAUUAAUAUAUCACAGAUGAAGAAAAUUAAUAUAUCACAGAUGGUGUUUCAAUGUGUGAUACACAUUUGUAAUAAAGAAAGAAUAAAUAGCUGGAAAUAUGUAACAAAGCAAUGCUAUCAUGAUUGUAAGUAAUUUGAUUUUGCAUUUAUAUUUCUAUAGCCAGAGUAAGAUAAUCAGAUUCUUGUAAGUAGAUACUGGUCAGAUAUUCUGUUGGAUACAUUAAAUAGUGUUAACCAUUGUUUUAACAUAUGAUUUCAUAGAAAACUAAAAUUAUGUACUGUGCUGAUUUAUCAGACUGCACCGAGUGAAUGUAUAAUUACAGCUGUAUUUUGGAAAACACUGGAAUUUUACUACAGUGGCAAAUUUCUGAAUAAUACAUUCUUCUUUGUCUCUACCACUGCAGUCUGACACUGAUUAAAUACCUGUUUUCAAGAGAAACUAUACAACUCACCAGAGGCUUGCCAGGUAGCGUAUAAAGUUAUACAUCAUGUAUUCACUAUUUUUUUUCUCCAACUCAACAAAUGCCACAUGGAAAAAUUGCACCUUACAGUGAAAGAUCUUCUUGCAUUGCACUUCAUUUCAGUUUUAAACGAUAUCCUUUGUAACCGUAACAAAUCAGGAAAUUUUAUUUUACCUGAGUUUUACCGACAUUUAAAAGUUAUUGCACAGGCUUGUAAAUAAUUUAAAACACAUUACUUAAAACUGAGAACUACCAAUUGAAUCAAUGUGAUUCACUUUUUGAAAUGUUCAGAACUGUACAGUAAAAUGUGGUCUUUGUAUGUAUUAGUAGUAAAUAAGCUGUGAUAAGCUAUGCUUUACAAUGUUUCAUAGAUGGGUGUAGAAAAUUUAUUGAAUCCAAAAAGUUAUUGGAUUCACACUUCCUGGAAUUAAAUUUAAUUCUUGUCAUGAGAAACUUAUAAGACUGCUCUUUGUAGUUUUAAUGGAGAAUUAAACUCAGCAACUAAACUUGCAUUAUUAAUUA
Protopterus annectens (West African lungfish) is the source of this 2174-nucleotide messenger RNA. RefSeq names its product neurexophilin 2 (gene NXPH2). The transcript is spliced from 2 exons. The record is from RefSeq and is a predicted model, not a curated record. Lineage: Eukaryota; Metazoa; Chordata; Ceratodontiformes; Protopteridae. The coding region runs from base 25 to 819 and encodes 264 amino acids. Gene Ontology annotation, molecular function: signaling receptor binding.